AUGUCGCAAAACUACUCGUCCUUCAGCGGUAACGCUGGUAUUGCGGACGACGAAUUGCUUGACUUGCAUUUUGAAUCGGGCCAGCCAGCAAACAAUGGCACUUUCGACUUCAACCAGGGCAUGCCAGGGUAUUUGCAGACUCAGGCCAACCCGAGUUUGUUCUCCAAUACUCCUGACGGAGGACCCACUCAGUCUCCGUUUGUGCACGACUUCAAUUACAACCAGUUCCGGCCCAACAUGCACGAGCAACAAUUUGCUGGCACACAGAGCCUGCCGCAGCAAACAGGAUUCCGGCCGAACAUGCAACAGCUCAACGGAACUCGCUCGCCAGCCACGCCGACGCUGAAGGUCUCCGAGGAUUUCUCUCAUCCGGGCAUGCAACCCAUCGCUCAUCGCCAGCAAAACUCCGUCGGGAACGCUAACUGGGACAGCACUCCCAGUGGCCACAGCUGGGAGGGUUCCCCUUCCAUGUCAUCGCCGCCUAACGGCCCUCACUCCUACCAUCUUCAGAUCUCAGAAGUCUUGAAGAACAACAAUGGCUACCAUAAAAGUGGAACAUCCUUACCGACUAAGAUGGAGCCUGGAACUGGUCCAUCAACUGUCCAGGAGGCCAAGCGACGGAGACGGCGAGAGUCUCACAACAUGGUUGAGCGCCGCCGACGUGACAACAUCAAUGAACGCAUCCAUGAUCUUGGAACUUUGGUACCACAACACAGACUGGAAGAUGAGAAAGUGCGCAAGCAUCUUCAGACGAACGCACCCCUCUCACCCUCGAUCACAAACAACGCCGGCAUGUCGCCACCGAACCCAGCCUCCUCUUUGCUCGCCGGACCCUCGGCGCGACGUGCCACUGGUAUUACUCAGGGCUUCCCCAUGGAUGACAAAGACAAAGGACCCAACAAGGGUGACAUCCUAAACGGAUCGGUCGCAUGGACUCGCGACAUGAUGUGGUACAUGCACCAGAAGUUGACCCAAGAGGAGCAGCUCAAGCAAAUACUACAGUCGGUCGGCAAAGAGUGGCCCUUCCAAGUCACAGAGGAAGAGAACCGUAUGCGAUCAGAGAUCUGCGAAGUUCUCAACAAGCACGCAUCACAAGGCGGCUUCACCGGAUAUUCUCGCGCGUCUGGCUCUGGGCUUCGAGUGCCCGGCUUCACCAAUGUCGCCGGAGACAGCAUCGGCAACGGAGACGGACUCGGCACCCUUCCGCCUAUCAGCCCUGGCUUCCAAACCGUGGGUAAUGGUCUCGGUAAUGGCAUGGCCAACAAUGGCGCCCAAUUCUGGUCACCGUCCAAUGACCUCAAGGAAGAAGAUGAAUACGACAUGGAUCUGCAAUAG
Dissoconium aciculare CBS 342.82 is the source of this 1335-nucleotide messenger RNA. RefSeq lists its product as uncharacterized. Gene Ontology annotation, biological process: regulation of transcription by RNA polymerase II. The transcript has a single exon. Gene Ontology annotation, molecular function: protein dimerization activity; DNA-binding transcription factor activity, RNA polymerase II-specific; RNA polymerase II cis-regulatory region sequence-specific DNA binding. The coding region runs from base 1 to 1335 and encodes 444 amino acids. NCBI's taxonomy places the organism in Eukaryota, Fungi, Ascomycota, Dothideomycetes, Mycosphaerellales, Dissoconiaceae. The record is from RefSeq and is a predicted model, not a curated record.